Molecule: messenger RNA, 837 nt
Organism: Fonsecaea erecta
Lineage: Eukaryota; Fungi; Ascomycota; Eurotiomycetes; Chaetothyriales; Herpotrichiellaceae
Exons: 3
Coding region: 1-837 (278 amino acids)
Molecular function (GO): oxidoreductase activity, acting on the CH-OH group of donors, NAD or NADP as acceptor
Source: RefSeq, a predicted model, not a curated record
AUGUUGGAAGGCCAGUCGAGAAUCGUGAUAAGCGGUGCCGGGCAAGGCAUCGGAAGAGCCAUGGCCCGUCACUUCGCAUCUCGUGGCCAUAAGAUCUUCAUUCUCGACCUCAACGAAGACAAUAUCCGACAUACUGCUGAGGAGCACUUGAAAGAACAUUCGGACCGUGUCGCUUGGUCUAAGUGCGACCUCCGUAGCGUCGAAGACAUCCGUUCCACUGUCCAGAAAGCCGCCAAGUUUCUCGACAACCGCAUCGACUUCUUGAUCAAUAAUGCCGGCAUCUCGUACCCUUACUGGCCAGAUGGGAAGACCAUGGCCGAUGAGUCUGUCCUGGACAAGUGGCAGGCAUACGUCGAGACCAAUCUCACAGGACCAUUCGUCAUGUCCCAAGCAUGUCUUCCUUUCAUGAAAGUCGAACGGCAAGAAGAUAAGAAAAAACUCCCCGGGUCCAACGUCGGCAGUGCAGGGCCGUGUAUCAUCCACGUCAGUAGUUUUCGAGCCAUGAUCUCGGAUCCCAAUCAGGAAGGCUAUGCAUCGACGAAAGCUGGAUUGCUCGGCCUCACUCAGAGUAUGGCGGUGUCCCUUCAGACAUUCGGCAUCCGCGUCAACAUGGUGUCGCCGGGGCGAAUCAAGGUCACCCAUGAGAACCCCGAAGCGGAUGAAGAGGGAGAGGACUGGACCGUGGAAGAAGACGACGUCAAAGUUCACCCAACCAAUAGACCCGGUUUGCCUGAAGACAUUACUGAGGCGUGUGAAUACCUGUUGGGCGCUGGUUUUGUCACGGGCCAGAAUUUGAUUGUCGAUGGUGGAGUGAGUAAGGUCAAGGGCAAGGCGUGA